UUAUGGAAAAUAAUGAGCCUCUAUCGGUGUACUGGCGGGAUUCUAAUUGCUUUUGGCAUAAUAAGUAUGGUUUCUGGAAUUGUAGCAUUUUUUCCGGCUUUUAACUAUAAACCACUGUUCAUUGGAUGGAAUGUACGAAUAGCUUGUCCGAUCUGGAAUGGGGUUUUGACCUUUUCAGUUGGAAUUCUUACCCUUUUGGCUUAUCGAGACUGGACACAAAGAUCAUUGUGGGAAGCUACAUUUACCUUGAGUCUACUAAGUAUCAUUGGGACACCAAUUCAGUUAAUGGUGGCCAUUGCAUCCAUCCUUAUUGGUCCCUAUUGUUACUAUUCUUUCGCUGGGAUAUCAUCGACAAACUACAUUGGCUAUGCAAUUCAGUUUCCAUUUCCUUACACCAAGUUUGGGAACAUUUGUCAAGAUCCUAAGUCCUAUGAGGUCUUCCAUCUGGUCUUACAAAUAAUUGAUCUGAUUUCGAGCAUAGCCAUAUUCUGCUCAUCUUUGGCUUUAGCAAUCAGUCUCUCAGCCAGAAAAGUGAGGUCGGGGACCCUCAAUGUACGCUGAUAUACGAUCUCCUCUACCUUUCAGAAAAUAUCACAGGCUGUACUUUUAAACAGUUUCUGCAAGCAGCUAAUAAUGGAGAAAUAAACACCUGCUGUAGAGCUAUUGUGUAGAAACAUUGUCUGGUUUACCAUCUUCUGUGUUAUUUUCCAUCCUCCUUACAGUAAAUGCUGGAAAACCGCUUUUAUACAUGCCUACAAUGUUAAGGGUUAUAUUAACAAUACCAAAUCAACACUGACCCAGUCUGCAUCGAUCCGCUUUUGGAAAAGCAAUCACAUAAAAUCCAACAUUAACCACAUACAGCGGGCAGUAUAGCCAAACUCCAUGUUAUAAAUCAUAUACCAAAUAAUUAUUUUUUCUGGGUUUCAGAAAUCACUAAAGAGAUGGAUUAGCUAACAUAGGCAAUGGGAUUUGCUUAGGGUUUAUGCCUUAAAAUGGAUAUCUUGUGGUU
Spea bombifrons (plains spadefoot toad) is the source of this 1009-nucleotide messenger RNA. It is a transcript of the gene TMEM212, whose product is annotated as transmembrane protein 212. The record is from RefSeq and is a predicted model, not a curated record. Gene Ontology annotation, cellular component: membrane. The transcript has 4 exons. Bases 13 to 561 code for a protein of 182 amino acids. Lineage: Eukaryota; Metazoa; Chordata; Amphibia; Anura; Pelobatidae.